CGGAAAACAAAGCAAAAGCCGCCUGAAUAAGCAAUAAAGGGGAGGCUGAGCUUUCCCCAAUGCAGUUUUCCCCGACAGCUUAAUCCGGAUCUUUAAAUUAACCAGGAGUUUGCUUCCCACCCGCCCCCCACCCUUUUUUGGGGGGUGCAGGAGGUGCCUGCAUGUUGGGCAUCACCUAAUGCGGAUUAACCAUUCUGGUGCAUUUCCGUGAUCGGAAUGAGGAGUAAAAAGAUGGGACUUUCUUCUCCCCCCCUCCCUUAAAAAAAAUUAAUGCAUGUUCCCGGACGGAUCCGGUUUAGAGACCCGGACUAACCGGGGUGGGGUGUGUGUUCUGUGUUGGAUUUAAUCCACGCGAAGUGCAAAGCCUGUCUGGUGUUUUUGACAUUGAAAGUGAAGAAGGUGGACGGGGGAGGUCUUUGGCAGCUGCAGGGACGACAACGCGGAGGAGGAGGAGGAGGAGGAAGAGGAGCGACCCCCGAGGAGACGCCUCGGCAGGGGGACGAACUGCCGAAGUGGCCUGCCUGGUCAGAUUUGGAGGACGUGGCGGGGGCUUUCCACAAAGAAAGGAGUGAGAGGUGCCGAACCCCGAUCCAUGCAUUUUCGAGUGGGUUUUACACUAGCGGGAUUAUCACAGCAACAUGGCUUCGUUGGACGUUCCUCAUGUGGUGAUAAAGCUAGAAGAAGAAGAGGUACCCUGGCUGCAAAAUAAUCAGGGAUCGAAGGAGAGUGAGACCUUCACAGGUACCUGCUCAGCAGGAUUUGCUGUUCCCAAAUCUGAGAUGGUCCGUGGGGGAGAUCCGUGGAUUCCGGAGCCUGUUUCAGAGGAAAGGGAGAUCCCAACAGAGUACGGCUCAGAGCUUCCUGAUGUGAUUGUCAAGCUGGAGGAGGAAGAGGAGCCGUGUGUUCCAUAUUGCCCAGGAUCAGAGGGAGACAAAAUAUUCCACGGAGCCCAAUCAGGUGGUGGCUGUGAAAGAAUCCACGUGGGAGAAACUCCAUAUUACUCAAGGUUUGGGAAAAGCUUCAGUGUUAACCCAAAUCUGAUCAAACAAGAAGCACAGAAUGCGGCAGAGAAGCCGCACAAAUGUUCCCGCUGUGCGAAAAGCUUCAUGAAAAGAUCCAACCUUCGAACCCACGAGCGGAUCCACACAGGAGAAAAGCCAUUCAGGUGCUCCGAGUGUGGGAACAGCUUUAGCGAUGGGUCCAGCUUGAUCAGGCAUAAGAGGAAACACACUGGGGAGAAACCCUACAGUUGCUCGCAGUGCGGUAAGAGGUUCAACCAGAGUUCCAGCCUCAUCAGACAUGAGAGAAGCCACACAGAACAGCGGCCUUACAAAUGCUUGGAAUGUGGCAAAAGGUUCAACCAGAGUUCAACCCUGGUUCGGCACCAGAGAAUUCACCGAGAACAGAGACCUUAUAAAUGCUCUGAGUGUGGCAAAAGAUUCAUUCAGAGCUCCAGUCUCCUUGCACAUGAGAGAAUCCACUUGGGGCAGAAACCUUAUGGUUGUGCUGUCUGUGGGAAGGGCUUUGUUCAAAGAUCCAACCUUCUUAUCCAUGAGAUGAAACACACGGGUCUGAAACCGUUCAAGUGCCCUGAUUGUGGGAAAGGGUUCAAUCAGAAUUCCAGCCUUGUAAUACACAGGAGAAUCCACACAGGAGAAAAACCAUACAACUGUUCCCAUUGCGGAAGACGGUUCAGCGACAAAUCAAGUCUCAACAAACAUGAGAGGGCUCACAGAGGAGAUAAACCAUACAAGUGCUCAACCUGUGGGAAAAGCUUCGUGCGGAGGUCUCAUCUUCUCACCCACGAAAGGAUUCACACGGGAGUGAAACCAUUUAAGUGUUCGGACUGCGGGAAAAGCUUCAGUAGCCGAUCGCACCUCAUAAGGCACGAGGGGACUCACACGGGAGAAAAACCUUAUGACUGCUCGUUUUGUGGGAAGAGUUUCAAUAGGAAAUCAAACCUGACGAAUCAUGAGAGGACCCACACGGGAGAGAAGCCCUUCAAAUGCUCCGACUGUGGGAAGAGUUUUAGUGAUAGGUCUAGUCUGAUCAAGCAUGAGAGGAUCCACACGGGUGAGAAGCCAUACAGUUGCUCAGCUUGCGAGAAAAGUUUCAGUGAUAAAUCAAGCCUCAUCCGCCAUGAAAGGAUCCAUACAGAAGAGAAACCAUAUAAAUGCUCAGACUGCGGAAAGGGUUUCAAUCAGAGCUCCAGCCUCAUUGUGCACGAGAGAACCCACACUGGGGAAAAGCCAUUUAAAUGCGCGGAUUGCGGGAAAGGGUUCAUUAGGAGGACGAUCCUUAACAAGCACGAGAGAACUCAUAUGGGAGAGAAACAGGUCAGUGAUUCUCAGGACUACCCACUUUCUUUACACUGCAUGUCUGUGUUUCCCCCUUCUGCUUCCUGUUCUACAGUACUUUUGGAUUCUGCAUUUUCUCGGGCGUUGCCAGCACAGGACGCUCCCAGUGGCUGGUUUGAAAACAGAGGAGAGCAAAGUAACGCUCUGACUUUCACUUUCGUCGAGGAAGCCAUGGCUGCAGGGAGCGCAGUCAAAGACCUGUGCGAAGAAGCCACCUGCUCCAUCUGCCUGGACUUCUUCAGGGACCCGGUGAUCCUCACAGAGUGCGGCCACAAUUUCUGCCGAGCCUGCCUGACCCACAGCUGGGGGGACUUGCAGGGGGCGGCAGAGGCUUCCUGCCCACAAUGCAGAGGAAGAGCACAAGGAGGGACCCUCCGGCCGAACCUGCAGCUGGCCAACUUUGUGGAAAUUGCCAAAAGAUUGUCGCUUCAGGAGGGAAAAGAGGCAGGUGUGAAGGGGGGAGAAGAAAAGGGGGGGAUCUGCGAGAAGCACCGGGAGCCCCUGAGGUUUUUCUGCCAGGAGGACGAAGCCCCCGUUUGCCUGGUCUGCGGGAUAUCCAAGGAGCACAGAGAUCAGGAAGCAGUCGUGGCCGAUAGAAAAGGGAGAGUUUGCCAAAAGCACCAAGAACCUCUAAAGCUCUUUUGCAAGGAUGACGAAGCCCUCAUCUGUGUGGUCUGUGACCGAUCCAAGGAGCACAGAGAUCACGAGACCCUUCCUCUUGACGAGGCCUCCCAAGAGUACAAGGAUCGAUUCCGUGCUUGUCUGGAGAAGCUGAAGGAGGAGAGAAAAAGAGUUGUAGUGUGUAAAGCUGGUGUAGUGAGGAAAAGCCAGAACCUACUAAAGCAAACCACAGAACAGAAACAAGAGAUGGUAGCCAAAUUCAGGGAACUGCACACUUUUCUGGAGGAACAAGAGAAACGUCUGCUGGCCCAGAUGGAAGAGGUGGAGAAGGAGGUGGCAAAAAACCGGGAUCAGCACCUGGUUGAGUUGUCUGAGGCCCUCUCCUCUCUGGACAGCCUCAUGCAGGAGAUGGAGGAGAAGUGUCAGCAGCCGGCCACUGAACUCCUGCAGGAUGCCAGAAGCACCUUGCUAAGGUAUGAAGAAAAGGAGGCUUUUAAGAAUCCAGUUUUUCCUCUUUCACUGACGUGGCGCGUUUUGGACUGCUCAGAUUUAAAUCACUUUUUGGAGGGCAUCAAGAGGCAACUCAAAGCAAAUGUGACUCUGGAUCCAGACACGGCCCAUCAGGAGCUCAUCCUGUGUGAGGAUCGUAAAAGCAUAAGGGAUGGAGAAAAAUCUCAAACUCUUCUUGACAAUCCUGAGAGAUUUGAUGUUUAUGGUGCUGUGCUUGGCUGUGAGGGGUUCACAGGAGGCCGCCAUUUCUGGGAAGUCCUUGUGGGAACAAAUGUGACUCUGAAUCCAGACACAGCCAAUCCCUACCUCAUCCUGUCUGUGGAUCGGAAAAGCGUGGUGGAUGGAGGAAAAGCUCAAAUUCUGAACAAAAACCUUGAGAGAUUUGACUAUUAUUGUGCUGUGUUGGGCCAUGAGGGAUUCACAGGAGGUCGCCAUUUCUGGGAUGUCCUUGUGGGAAGUGAGGGAGAAUGGGCUGUGGGGGUGGCCAGAAAGUCUGUGAGGAGGAAGGGAGGGUUAACCUUCAGUCCUGAGGAAGGAAUCUGGAUUGUGGGGAAGUGGGGAGGGCAGUAUAGGGCUGGCAUAAAAGACCACUACCCUUGCCUGACCCUCAAUGGGGAGCCCAAGAGAAUCCGAGUCUAUCUAAAUUAUGAUGGGGGUCGCGUGGCUUUUUUUGACACUGACCGAGGAGACCUCAUCUAUGAGUUCUCUAGAUCCUCCUUCUCUGGAAAGACCCUCCUGCCCUUCUUUUGGGACGAUUCGGGAUCAUGUGAGCCCCCUUCCCACGGAAGCGUCGACCCCAUCACGUGUUUGCCCGGGCAGCGAAUUGCAUCGUCCUUCCGUAGGCGUGUUCCAGUUGCAAGCAAAUCUCCCUGCGGGGGUUUCCCGGGUGUGGGUUGCCCCUUUGCCGCUCCUUCGUUGUCACUUGGAAUAAGCUGCUGGAAAUACAAGAUGGAAGAGGGAUUCUUGCAGCUUGAAGGAACACGGAUGGACCAAGACUGUAAAAAUGGCUUCCGUCAGAGCACUGACUUUCUUGAGAAUCCGCCAACGGUUGAAAAGACAUAUAUAUGUUUGCAUUGUGGGCAGAUGUUCCAAGGGACUUCAGCCUUGAUGGUGCAUGAGAGGACACACAUAGCGGAGAAAAUAUAUAGGUGUGCUCGGUGCGAGAGACCUUUCUCUUGUCGUUUCGACCUCCUGCAACACGAGAAGAACCAUACAGGAGAGAACCCCCAUCGAUGUGCCUCAGAUUGUAACAAAUGCUGCUGUCAGAAGCCGCCCGUGUGCCAGGGAUCCAAUCUGGCAGAGAAGAGCUACGUGUCCUUUGAGGAGGUGGCCGUGUAUUUCACAGAGCAGGAGUGGGCUCUGCUGAACCCUGACCAAAGAGAGCUUUACAUGGAAGUCAUGCGGGAGAAUUUUGGGAAUGUGGCCUCUCUGGAAGGAGAUGAGGGGGAACCAAGUGAAGUGGAUGCUGAAAAAGAUGAGGAGGUGGAAGGAGGCACUGUAAAUCAAGGCGGAACAAAAAGGGAAGGGAAGGAGCACCAGCAAAAGAAAUCAUCUGCAUUUUUAGCCAGCAAACUCCUGGACACUGGAAAGAGCUUUAGUCAGAGUCCACAUCUUCAGACCAGGAAGAAACCAUAUAACUGCUUAGAAUGUGGAAAAAGCUUCACUCGGAAUCACCAUCUUGUUUCCCACCAAAGUAUUCACACUGGGGAGAAACCCUAUAAAUGCUUGCUGUGUGGAAAGAUUCUGAGGCAGAAAACAGACCUUACUUAUCAUCAAAGAAUUCACGCUGGGGAGAAACCAUAUAAAUGUUUGGAGUGUGGAAAGAGCUUCAUUCACUAUAACCACUUAACUUUACACCAAAGUAUUCACACAGGGCAGAAACCGUGUAAAUGCUUGGAAUGUGGAAAGAGCUUCGUUCACCAUAGCCAUCUAACUUUACACCAAAGGAUUCACACAGGAGAAAAACCAUAUAAAUGUUCAGAAUGUGGAAAGAGUUUCAGUCAGAGUGGAAAUCUUACUUCACACCAGAUGAUUCACACAGCAAAGAAACCAUAUAAGUGCUUGGAAUGUGGAAAGAGCUUCAGAUGGCUCUCCAACCAUUCUGUUCACCAAAGGAUUCAUACUGGAGAGAAACCAUAUCAAUGUUUAAAAUGUGGAAAGAGGUUCAAUCAGAGUGGGCACCUUACUUCACAUCAAAUGAUUCACAUAGGAGAGAAACCAAGUUAGUGCUUGGAAUGUGGAAACAGCUUCCAUCAGAGAUCAAACUGUACUGCUCACCAAAGGAUUUUCAUUGAGGAGAAACCAUAGAAAUGUUUCCAGUGUAAAAAGAGCUUCUGCUACAUCAAAAUCCUUCCUUCCCACCAAAUGUUCAUACUGAACAGAAACCUUGCAAACAAAGCUAAGCCCAAUCACAUCUGCCAUCUUUUUUUACAUUCUUAAAUCAGAAAAGCUUUAGAGAUGCUCUGGUUGUAAGAAAGGCUGUGCUUCCUUAGAGACCUGAGGAAGAGCAUAAAUUUAUUUUAUUUUAUUCAAUUUAUACCAUUCCUUCCUCCAGCAAAGCUGGACUCAGGGUGGUUUGCAACAAAAUACAAACAAUCAUCCAGAAGGAAUACAACAUUUCAUCCAUGAUAAUAAAAUUGCUUUGGUUAAUUCAAUUAAAAUUCCAGUGUUUGGUUCCUUCUUGAUAAUUAUGUGGCGCCACUAAUAUUGUGUUAAAUGUGGAUUUCAGGGAAGAUAGGAGUGGGAGGUUGGCUUAUGUACUGACCCUCGCUGUCCUCAC
This is a messenger RNA of Sphaerodactylus townsendi, 6267 nucleotides long. RefSeq lists its product as uncharacterized. NCBI's taxonomy places the organism in Eukaryota, Metazoa, Chordata, Lepidosauria, Squamata, Sphaerodactylidae. The transcript has 19 exons. Gene Ontology annotation, biological process: regulation of transcription by RNA polymerase II. The record is from RefSeq and is a predicted model, not a curated record. The coding region runs from base 639 to 5714 and encodes 1691 amino acids. Gene Ontology annotation, molecular function: zinc ion binding; RNA polymerase II cis-regulatory region sequence-specific DNA binding; protein binding.